UUCCUUUAAAAGACUGGACUUCUCGACUGCCCUGCAUUGACACUGUACAGUAAACUGGUGAAAAGCUACUGACAAUCACGCUCAACCCUUCAUCGGACAGUUCACCAACUCUAAACCUGCAUAUCACUGAGUGGGCCCCUCUGUUGAUGACAUUCCUAACUGUCACCCAGAUGCUUCCAUGACCAGGGUUGAAAGCCUGAACUGAAACCUCACUUGUGUAUGGAACCCCCCUGGUUUAAACCUACACAAACCAACCUUGAGGGGGGUUGCUAUUUGGAGCUAAAUAUGUUUCAUCUGAUCAAGAAAGACAAGGAUGAGAGGAAGAAGGACAAAAAGGACAAAAAGGAGAGGAUGUCCCAGGCAGAGCUGAAUAGUCUGGCGGAAAUGAGCCAGCGGCGGGGCUUCUUCAACCUCCACCGAGGAGUCUCUAAGCGGGACAACAAAGGCAAACUGGAGAUCUCCAGCCCCAUCCCUAUUAAGGUAGCCAGCAACACAGAGCUCAGCCUUACUGAUCUAGAUGCUGAUCGCUUCAGCAACCGUGGCAGCAUGGUCCUGGACUUGGGCCAGAUGAGUGCCGCCAGCUCCAGUGAUGACAUCAAGGGGGAGUGGGGACAGGAUCCCUGUCGCACCUCUGUUAAGGAGCGAGCGGCAAAGUUCGGCAGCUUGGCAAAGCAGAACUCCCAGGUGGGCCAGGUCAUGAAGCGCUUUUCCUCCCAGAAAAACAAAGAGGAGAGUGUCUCUGAGGCCUCCACACCAAGCUCAACACAACCAUCUCCCCAGAUAGAGAACAAGGUGUUUGACCACCACAGACAUGACUCCCAUCUGCAUCUCCAGGGCCACGGCAGGGCUGGGAAGAGGGUUCAUAUCCCAGAGGUGGUGGAGAAGACCUUCCCGGCAGACCUGCAGCUGCCUGGAGUCUUGGCGCUGCCCAUGCCCGAGCCCAGGGAACUGGAGCUACAGCGCCGCAACACAGGAGACUUUGGCUUCUCCUUGCGCCGCACAACCAUGUUGGACCAGCAGCCUGAUGGUGGGGCCUACCGCCGCGUGGUUCACUUCGCUGAGCCUGGAGCCGGGACCAAGGACCUGGCGCUGGGGCUGGUGCCUGGAGACAGGUUGGUUGAGAUCAACGGGCACAACGUGGAGAGUAAGAGCCGGGACGAGAUCGUGGAGAAGAUCCGUCAGUCUGGGGACUCUGUGAGGCUGAAGGUGCAGCCCAUUGUGGAGCUGAGUGAGCUGAGCCGCUGCUGGCUGAGGAACAGCAGAGAGGCCUACGAUGUGAAGACUGAGGAGCAGAUAGCUGCUGAGAAGGCCUGGUACGGGACUGAGAAAGUAUGGCUGGUUCACAAGGAUGGAUUUUCCUUGGCGACCCUGUUGAAGACAGAGCCAGGCAGUCUGCCAGAGGGGACAGUCAAGAUCAGACUGGAGAGCGACGGCUCGUUGCUGGAUGUGGAUGAGGAUGAUGUGGAGAAGGCAAACCCUCCAUCGUUUGACCGCGUGGAGGACCUGUCCUCACUGCAGUACCUCAAUGAGUCCAGUGUGAUGCACUCCCUGCGCCAGCGCUACGGGGGCAACCUCAUCCACACCCAAGCUGGACCCAACAUGGUGGUCAUCAACCCCAUCAGCGCUCCCUCCAUGUACUCUGAGAAGGUGAUGCACAUGUUUAAGGGGUGCAGAAGGGAGGACACAGCGCCUCACAUCUAUGGCGUGGCCCAGUCAGCCUAUAGGAAUCUGUUGACUACCCGUCAGGACCAGUCCAUUGUGCUUCUGGGAAAGAGUGGCAGCGGCAAGACCACCAACUGUCAACACCUGGUUCAGUACCUGGUCACCAUCGCCGGCAGCACUGGCAAGACCUUCUCUGCGGAGAAGUGGCAGGCAGUCUACACCAUCCUGGAGGCCUUUGGGAACAGCUCCACCUCCAUGAAUGGAAACGCCAGUCGCUUCUCUCACAUCGUGUGCCUGGAUGUUGACCAGGCUGGUCAGGUGGCCUCGGCCUCCAUUCAGACCAUGCUGUUAGAGAAGUCAAGAGUGACCAGGCGGCCAGAGGGAGAGUCCACUUUCAAUGUCUUCUACUAUAUGAUGGCUGGAGCUGACAGUUCUCUCAAGACUAAGCUGCACUUCAACCACUUUGCCGAAAACAGUGCUUUCGGAAUCGUGCCUCAACCCAAGUCUGAAGACAAGCAGCGGGCCUCCCAGCAGUUCACCAAGCUGCAGGCAGCCAUGAAGGUCCUGGGCAUCAGUGGGGAGGAGCAGAGGGCCUUCUGGCUAGUCCUGGGGGCCAUCUACCACCUAGGAGCUGCAGGAGCCACCAAGGACGCAGACAAAGCCGGUAGGAAACAGUUUGCACGUCAUGAAUGGGCGCAGAAGGCUGCCUACCUGCUGGGCUGCACUCUAGAAGAGCUCUCCUCCUCCAUCUUCAAGCACCAGGCCAAGGGCCCCCUGCCCAGAGCCAGCUCUAUACGUCAGGGGACAGACGAUGCAGCAGGAGACUUCUCAGGUUCCAAGGCCACAGCCAUGGAGUGUUUAGAAGCCAUGGCAUCUGGGCUGUACUCAGAGCUCUUCACCCUCCUUGUCUCCCUCAUCAACCGUGCUCUGAAGUCCAGCCAGCACUCUCUGUGCUCCCUGCUCAUUGUGGACACCCCGGGCUUCCAGAACCCUCGCCUGGCCAAGCGGGAGCGCGGAGCCACCUUUGAAGAGCUCUGCCAUAACUACACCCAGGAGCGCCUGCAGACACUGUUCUAUCAACGCACCUUUGUACAGGAGCUAGAGAGAUACAAAGAGGAAAACAUAGAGCUUGCGUUAGAUGACAUGGAGCCCAGCACAUCUCUGUCUGUAGCUGCAGUAGACCAAGCGCCAAGUCAAGCCCUGGUGCGGACGCUGAGGACUGAUGAGGCUCGGGGCCUGUUGUGGCUGAUGGAAGAGGAGGCUCUGCAGCCUGGGGGUUCAGAGGAUACUCUACUGGGACGCCUCUUCAUUUACUAUGGCCCUGCUGAGGGAGGGAGCAAAGGUCACACCUUGUUGCUGAAGAGUGGGAAGCCGCAUCACUUUCUGUUGGGUCACAGUCAUGGGACAGACUGGGUGGAGUAUGACGCCCGUGGUUGGCUGAGCCAUGCCAAACAGAACCCUGCCUCUACCAACGCAGGGAGUCUCCUGCAGGACUCCCAGAAGAAGAACAUUAGUGGUCUGUUUAUGAGCCGAGGAGGCGGGGCCACCACCCUGUCAGGCUCCAUCGCAGGCCUGGAGGGUGUUUCCCAGCUGGCCUUGCGGCGCGCCACCAGCAUGAGGAAGACUUUCACCACUGGAGUGGCGGCCGUCAAGAAGAAGUCCCUCUGCAUCCAGAUCAAACUACAAGUGGACGCUCUGCUGGACACUGUGCGGAGGUCCAGGGUUCACUUUAUCCACUGCUUGCUGCCCAAUGCUGAUGCCCUGCGGGCAGGCAGAGCGGAGUUGGAGGCCCAGGGGGACAGUGGAGACUCUGCCCUGAUGCAGCUGGAUGUGGUCCUGCUCCGGUCUCAGCUCCGCGGCUCCAAGCUGCUGGACGCUCUCAGAAUCUACAGACAAGGAUACCCUGAUCACAUGGUCUUCUCCGAAUUCUGCCGCCGCUUCGACGUGCUGGCACCACACCUGACCAAGAAACUUGGCCGCAACUACAUAGUGAAGGAUGAGAAGAAGGCUGUGGAGGAGCUGCUAGAGUCCCUGGACCUGGAGAAGAACAGCUAUCACAUGGGACUGAGCAGGUUGUUCUUCAGAGCAGGGACCUUGGCAAAACUGGAGGAGCAGAGGGAUGAGCAGACCAGACACAACCUCACCCUGUUCCAAGCAGCCUGCAGUGGAUACCUGGCCAGACAGGCCUUCAAGAAGAGGGAGACCCAUGACCUGGCCAUCCGCUGCAUCCAGAAGAACAUCAAGAAGAAUAAAGGAGUGAAGGGCUGGCCCUGGUGGAAGCUGUUUACCACUGUACGGCCCCUCAUUGAGGUGCAGCUCACAGAGGAACAGAUCAGAGGAAAAUGCGAGGAGAUCCAGCAUCUGAAGGGAAAGCUGGAGAAGACGGAGAAAGAGAGAAACGAAGUGAGAUUGAACAGUGAUCAACUGGAGAGCAGGAUCUCAGAGUUGUCAGCAGAGCUUGCAGACGAGAGGAACGCCGGAGAGUCUGCUUCCCAGCUGCUGGAGACCGAGACGUCUGAGAGACUGAGACUGGAGAAAGACCUGAAGGACCUGCAGGCUACGUUUGACUUAAUGAAGAAGCAGAUUGAGUAUAUGGAGAUGGAGGUGAUGGAGGCUCGUCUCCUCAGAACAGCAGAGCUCAAUGAGGACGUGGACGAUGAUGACGAUUCAGGAGGAGAGUGGCGUCUGAAGUACGAACGAGGCAUCCGGGAGACUGAGUUCACCAAGAAGAGACUUCAGCAGGAGUUUGACGACAUGCUAGAGACUGAGCAGCAGAGUAAAAGACCUCUGGAGAGGAAGCUGACAGACCUGCAGGCGGACAACGAUGAAGUGCAGCGCUCUGUGCAGCAGCUGAAGAAGAAGUGUAACAGACUGACGGCUGAGCUGCAGGACACCAAGCUGCACCUGGAGGGCCAGCAGAGCCGCAACCACGACCUGGAGAAGAAACAGAGGAAGUUUGACUUUGAGCAGAGCCAGGCCCAGGACGAAGUGCUGAGAGAGAGGACACAGAGAGAGAAGCUGGGCCGGGAGAGAGACAUGAUGACAGGGGAGCUGUUAAGUCUGUGCCAGCAGCUGCAGGACAAGGACAUGGAGCUGUGUGCCAUCCAGCUGAAGGUGGAGCAUCUGGAGGCAGAGCUAAAGGACCUGUCGUCCCAGGAGUCCAAGGAUGAGUCUUCAUUGUCCAAGACCAAGAAGACGUUCCGCGACCUGGAAGCCAAGGUCAAAGACCAGGAGGAGGAGCUGGAUGAGCAGGCCGGGACCAUCCAGAUGCUGGAGCAGGCCAAGCUACGUCUGGAGAUGGGGAUGGUGAGUCUGCGGCAGACCCACUCUAAAGACAUCGAUGGCAAGGAUGAGGAGGUGGAGGAGAUCAGGCAGUCCUGCAGUAAGAAGAUGAAGCAGAUGGAAGUCCAGCUGGAGGAGGAGUAUGAUGACAAGCAGAAAGUCCUGCGUGAGAGGAGAGAGCUGGAGGCCAAGCUGCUGUCUGCCCAGGACCAGGUGGGCUGCAGGGACGUGGAGACCGAGAAGAGGCUGAGGAAGGACCUGAAACGCACCAAGGUGCUGCUGGCUGACACCCAGAUCAUGCUGGACCACCUGAAGAACAACGCCCUCAGUAAGAGAGAGACCGCCCAGCUCAAAAACCAGCUGGAGGAGUCAGAGUUCACGUGUGCGGUGGCGGUGAAGUCUCGCAAGGGCAUGGAGAUAGAGAUCGAGGACCUGCACAUCCAGAUGGAGGAAGUGGUCAAAGUCAAGAUGUCGCUUGAGGAGCAGGUGUCACGUCUGCAGAGGGAGAAGAAUGACCUGCAGUCUCGUAUGGAGGAGGACCAGGAGGACAUGAAUGAGCUGAUGAAGAAACACAAGGCUGCCGUCUCCCAGUCUGCCAGAGACCUGGCCCAGAUCAGUGACAUCCAGGUCCAGCUAGAGGAAGCCAUGAAGGAGAAGCAGGAGAUCCAGGACAAGUUGCAGUCCCUGCAGAGCCAGCUGGAGUUCCAGGAGCAGUCCAUGGUGGAGAAGUCUCUGGUCAGCAGGCAGGAGGCCAAGAUCCGCGAGCUGGAGACCAAGUUGGAGUAUGAGAGGACCCAGAUCAAACGCCUGGAGAGCCUAACAGGCCGUCUUAAGGAGAACCUGGAGAAGAUGACAGAGGAGAGAGACCACCGCGGGAAUGGAGAGAACAGGGAGAAGGAUCAGAACAAACGCAUACAGAGACAGAUGAGGGACAUCAAAGAGGAGAUGGCUGAGCUCUCCAAGAAGGAGGCUGAGGCCAGCCGCAAGAAGCACGAGCUGGACAUGGACAUAGAGAGUCUGGAGGCAGCCAAUCAGAGCCUGCAGUUGGACCUCAAGCUGGCAUUCAAGAGGAUCGGAGACCUGCAGGCCGCUAUUGAAGACGAGAUGGUCGACAGUGACGGAGAAGAUGACCUCAUAAACAAUGGUGAUGACUUGGACACGGACUCAGAGGUGGAGGACAGUGUGGACGAUGUUAAGUCCUGGCUGUCCAAGAAUAAGGGAUCCACCAAGACCCUGUCAGCUGAGGGCAGUCUGAAGAGCUCCAGCCCUCCUCUGUACCGGAGACACCUCAGUGUAGAGAAGGAGAGGGGUUCCAGCAGACACUCUGGGAAUGAAAGUGACGAUGAUGCAAUGCUGGCAGAGUCCACAGCGUAACAGAGACUAAUGCUACAUCUCUCUCUUUAACCACCAACCUACACGUACAUACCAGAGACGGAUGUACCAUCCUUUAUAUGCUCAUAAUACCCCUCCCCCAUACCAUUCUCAUAUGAACAUCAGUGAGCAAUGCUAGCUAGCACCAGAGGCAAGGGCAGGGGAAAGUCAGAGUGCACAUACAGCUUUUAUUGAAAUAAAACAUGUUCUAGCCAUUUUCACUUGCUACUAAGAGCUUUGAAAAGAACAAUCUCUCACAACAUAUUUUCCACCUCAACUCUACAGCUUUGAAGUGAUAUAGAGUUUAUCACCACUGGCUUAUUUAAGAUAGCCUAUGAAAAGCAGAUACUUUUGUACAAUUUCAGCCAGUAUUUUUGAAAGUGUAUUUCAGCCAGUAGUUUUGAAAGUGGUGCUCACGAGCCGAAAGUGUUCCCUGUUUUUUUGGUAGUACGUCAUAAUGUCAUUUGUUAUGAAUUUGGAUCCCGGAGUGCAUCUUUAAGCUCCUGUUGUCAUCUCUGUUUGAGGGCUGGAGAGCUUGUGACGCGCAUGUUUGCAACAGAAGGUCUGAUAUAAUCCCUGGAUGAAUUGUCUCAUGUAGGAUAUAGAUGUGUCGUUCCACUAAUUGGGUGCCUUUUGAGUAGUAUAACAACUCAUUUUAAAAUUCUGUCAUAAAGAGCACAUGCGCCUUCUUAAAAAACAUGUUUUCCUGUCUCAAGACGGGAAACAGGGAGGCGCAAUUGAAAGUAAGCUUCACAAAAAAGUAUCAUUGUUAAAUGUCUAUUCCGUCUACCUUACGGUAACGGAGUUGACAUGUUCUGUUCAACCCGUUCACUCCUCCACCACAAAACACCAGAACAUGGCUGGAAAUAGAACCAGCUCGCUCACCUGCUUUUCCACUAGGAUUUUACUAUUAGAUGUUAAAUGUUUCUUUUAGAAGAAAAUACACAAAAAUGCAUAUUUUCAGCACAUUAAAAUGAGAGUUCAGUUCACAUAGCAGGUCGACCAUAAAGGAGACCCAUUUUUAUUUUUUAUAACCAAAUCUCAAAAAGGUCCAGACACCUUUUUGUGAUUUCACAUGUUUUUGUGAAACUUACUCCAAACAGCAAAUCACUCUCAUCCUCGUUGUGUAGUAUGUGGGCCAACAAAACACAUAAACAAAGGCUCCAAAAACACCUAAAUAUGUCCUUUUCGAAACAUCAAAGCUCUCAGUAUAGUGAUACAGGUCUUUUAGAUGUUGUACACAUGAAAUUGUGUCAUUCCAAACUUUUUCCGCAAUGUUGUAUUCCAAUUUGUUGCGACUCGAUCGAUACCGCUUUGUAAAUGGGUGAUACAAAGUGUGUAGUCUAUUGAAAGCAUGGGUUGCUUCUCCACAGGAAGUUCCAGCCCCUCGUAGAAGAGCUUUUCAGGCAGCUUGUGGUGGCCCAACACCCUAUUAAGACACAAUGUUGGUGUUUUCUUUAUUUUGAAAUAAAGAGAUUUGGUUGUAAAAAAUAACUUCUCCUUUAAAAUGAGGGACAGAUGUAAACAAAUCACUAAUCACAUGAAAUAAAUCAUAUUCUUCAGAAAUGGCUUUUUGUCAAAGCAGCAAAAUAACUAGGGCUUAACCACAAUGGUGAACAUGGAGACAUGUUGGGAUUAAGAGGGUUAAGGGACAUGUCGAAAUGAUGAAAACAUUUUUCAUAUAAAAAUCUGAUUUAUUGAAUUCUCCAUGUGAUCUAUAUUAAAGGGCACUUAAAUGAAUACAAGUCUUUUAAAAAUGUCAUAUUGGUGCACAGUUUCUACUUAAAAUAUUAAAGGAAUGCAAAAAGGCUCUAAUUUCAUGGAACGAAUUUGGCCUUACUGAGUGACAAUGAUAUCCUUUAGUUUAACCUUAUGCAUUUUCAGUCGUAAAUAUGGAAUUAUGUAUCUAUGUCCACAAGUGUGUUUUCAUGUGUCCAUAUCUCCAUUGCUCCUGUCUGUUCAUGUGCAUUGGAAGGAAAUGUUUAAAGUGUGUGGGACAGACUAUUUUGCAUAUCUUCUCAGUGGGAGCUUAACUCUGCGUAUCUUUUCCCAUUUCCUGUUUAUCUAUGCAUUAGAUACAAAUAUUAAUACGGAACAUAGGAUAAUUUGAUGUCAAUGCUUCCGAGUAGUGAUUUGUUAAAUCAAAUGUAUGUUUGCAUCUUGAGGCAUUUUUGGUUUUACACACAUAAUAUAUACAAUGUUUGAAAUGAUUCUAUGAUUCAUCAUAGCUUUUCAAACUGUUUUGUUUGUUUUCAUUAUUGAACAAUUUACCACUUGUGAUAGGAAUUAUUUUUGCUUUAGUUUUAAUGUAAAUAAAUGCAGGUGUUUGUUUA
Oncorhynchus nerka (sockeye salmon) is the source of this 8648-nucleotide messenger RNA. RefSeq names its product unconventional myosin-XVIIIa-like. The transcript is spliced from 40 exons. Bases 220 to 6318 code for a protein of 2032 amino acids. Gene Ontology annotation, molecular function: ATP binding; cytoskeletal motor activity; actin filament binding. Gene Ontology annotation, cellular component: myosin filament; myosin II complex; cytoplasm. Gene Ontology annotation, biological process: actomyosin structure organization. The record is from RefSeq and is a predicted model, not a curated record. Lineage: Eukaryota; Metazoa; Chordata; Actinopteri; Salmoniformes; Salmonidae.